Messenger RNA from Eruca vesicaria subsp. sativa (arugula), 363 nucleotides. The record is from the annotation of a GenBank genome assembly. NCBI's taxonomy places the organism in Eukaryota, Viridiplantae, Streptophyta, Magnoliopsida, Brassicales, Brassicaceae.
AUGCUGAUUCUCAUCCAAGAAUCUCAGAUCGUUGACGCUCGACCUUUGAAAUCUUUGGGGAUCUCUAGUGUCCCGAAUAAAAUUGGUGGUCGCGGUUUGAACAUUUCAAGCAAGUUAGAGACAGAAGAUCAUUCCUUGGAUGCGUUCCGGCCUACCAAACCCGGGAAUAGUCCUGGAAUCGGGCACUAGUUAUAUGUUGUUGUGAAAAAGAAAGAUGAUGAUAGUUUUUUUUAGACAUUUACUUGUCACAAAGUAAGUGUUGUUGUGGGUGCGUCAUGUAUUUGCUGGGGUUUCUAUGUAUUGCUCGUUGUGUUUCCGUGAUUGUGAUCCAUCACGCUUGAAUUUUAAUAUAAUCGCUUCUUG